GUAUGCGUGCAGUAGUAGUAAGAGCAUGCGCAGUGCGUGAAAAGAACACAGCGAAGAUUCAAAGUUUUUGUUCAAUUUGUUGCCAUAGAACUGACCAGCAAAUAGACUAUGUUUGGCUUUCACAAGUCAAAGAUCUACCGGAGUAACGACGGCUGUUGCAUCUGCAAGACCAAGUCCUCCAGUUCCCGUUUCACAGACAGCAGCCGCUAUGAGGAGACGUUCAGACUGUGUUUUGGGCUCUCGGAGGAUCGUGUUGGAGACAUCUGCAACGCCUGUGUGCUGCUGGUGAAGAGGUGGAAGAAGCUGCCUCAUGGCUCCAAGAAGAACUGGAACCAUGUGGUGGAUGCUCGAGCUGGUCCCGGAUUUAAGAUGACAAAACCCAAGAAGAUCAAGAACAGCGACGGGAAAAAGAAAAGCAAACUGAGGAAGCUUCACAAGCUAAAGAGACAAAGUUUGUUCCAAGCAGAUUCAGACGCCCACAGCACAACCUCCAGCGUGUCCCCGGCCCAGUCUCCCAGUUACAGCAACCAGUCCGAUGAUGGCUCAGACAUCGAGUCCAAACAGAGACGCUCCACUCCCUCCAUCUUCUCUUUCUUGGAUCGUUCCUACUGGAAAAGGCAAAAGGUCUGCUGUGGGAUCGUCUACAAAGGUCGCUUUGGAGAGGUGAUUAUCGAUCCCCGACUUUUCAAGCCCUGCUGCAGUUCCAAAAAACAGAAGACACUGACGUCCACACAAGUGGCCGCACACAUGCCGGACACGCUCGCUCCACAGCUCCCAGAAGACAUGAAAGAAACCUGGUGAAGGCUUAUGUUGAAUCCCCCUGUAGGGUUAUCCAUGGCAUCACCUGGAUUUGUCUCCAGUGGCAGACCUCUCAUUUCCACUUCCCCACUACAAAAACAAAG
Messenger RNA from Stegastes partitus (bicolor damselfish), 902 nucleotides. RefSeq names its product SIN3-HDAC complex associated factor, like (gene sinhcafl). The transcript is spliced from 7 exons. Gene Ontology annotation, biological process: negative regulation of cell migration. Gene Ontology annotation, cellular component: Sin3-type complex. NCBI's taxonomy places the organism in Eukaryota, Metazoa, Chordata, Actinopteri, Pomacentridae. The record is from RefSeq and is a predicted model, not a curated record. The coding region runs from base 109 to 801 and encodes 230 amino acids.